AAUCAUUUUUUCAUUAGAAACUAUUUUUGUAACAAAAACUUAAAAAUUACUAUCUUAAAUUUUUUUUCCUAAGACUAUCUAUUUAUGAGGUUUUAUUAUAUUUGUGGGAACUAUCUACUUCAUAAUUCAUGUCCCGAUUUAUAAGUGUAUAUAUAUUUUCUUUGGCGAUAAUCAUGUACACAAACAAAUCUGAUUGAGGUGGCAGAGAUCAAGUAAAGUAAUGAAUAUAAACAUAUCCAUGCGAAUAUUAGUGGAUACCCAAGUGCUUGAGGUCUAGUUUUGGAUAUCUAGGACAUCUUUAUUUAAAAUAGAAUUCUUAACACUAUACAUGAAUUCAUAUCGAAAAAUUAAUUCUAUAUAGCCUUUUUUUCACAUAAAAACGUAUACUUUAGUAAUGAAUAUAAACAUAAAAAUGUAGACCAGAUGCAUUUAGACCAUGCAUUAAAACAUUUCUUGACCAGGUGGCCAGAUGAUAAAAGUAGCUGUAGACCAUCCAUUUAAAUUUUUUCUCGGUGUUAUGCGAAAUAUGAAAAAGCUAACACAUGUCUCUCUCCUGACAUGCACGAACCAACAAAUUAUUUCUUAAUAAAAUUUAUGUUUAACAUUAAUUCGCGUCAUUAUUUUGUUAAAUAAAAAAACCCUUUUGACCACACCCUUUCUCUAUAUAAACAUUUUUAGUCUCCUCCUCUCUCUCAUCAUACCACACGAUAUUCUCUCCCUCUCUUAUGAUUUAAAACGCUAAAGAAACCUAUCUACAUCGUAAUCUCUCUUCUUUCCAAACAAUGGCAGAAAAAGCAGCAUCAUCGCCAUUGAAACGCCAAAGAGAAGAAUAUGAACAAGAAACCGUGCUUCAAGAAGAUACAAAAAGACAAAAGCCUUCUUCAUCUUCUACCGUGUACAAUCAAGUACAAUGUCUCUUAUAUGAUGAAGAAGCAAAAAAUGAAUCAGAACAUGAUUUAGCUUCCCUAAUCACCUCACUUCAGCAAGAGAUCUCUACGGAAGAGGAAAACGCUGCCGUUUUUGCGAAUCCUGCUCUCUCUUCUUCGGCUUGCUCCUCCUCCUCUUCUUCGUGUGAUUCAAAGGAAGACGAGUAUGAAGGCGAGAAGGAGAAAGUUAUGAAGCAUCUUCUUGAAGCUUCCGACGACGAACUAGGGAUACCUAACACUGACUUUGGCGGGAGUCAUUAUGAGAUGAUUAAGAAUGAAACUAAUCAAGAUUACAUUGAUGAGUUUAGUUUAAUAGAUGAUGGGUUUGGUAAUGGGCUUUGGGAGCUUGAAGAUGAAGCUGCUAACUAUUACACGUUACUGCAGUCAGAACUGUUCAUGUAGAAGUUCAUAGGGGUAGAAUAGGGAAAUACGCAAGAAGAUGGGUAAAAAUGAAAAAGUAAAGACCAAAUAUGAUGAAGAAAAAAAUUGGAAUAUUUUAUGGAAUUAUUCCUUUUUAUUUCUGGGUUUCUUUUUUCAUGUGGCUUGAUAGGUGUUCUUUUUUAUUUGUUUUAGCUACUAUAUUUAUAUUUCUUUCUUGAAUUAGUUAUUAAAUUUCUAGUGGGACUACUGAUAAUGAUACUAUUUUGUUGUUUUGUC
This is a messenger RNA of Brassica rapa (field mustard), 1583 nucleotides long. RefSeq lists its product as uncharacterized. Lineage: Eukaryota; Viridiplantae; Streptophyta; Magnoliopsida; Brassicales; Brassicaceae. The record is from RefSeq and is a predicted model, not a curated record.